UGUGGCCUGGACGGUAAGCUUUUUGAAUUUCCUAGGACUCCAAGGAUAGAGAGUAUCAAAGAAAAAGGCACAGGUAGUGAAACAGGAAGUAAUCUACCUGGGGUAUGAGGUGAGUGCUGGGCAACGGACUCUAGGGCAGGCUCGCAAGGAAGCCAUAUGCCAAACCCCAAAAUCCCAGACAAUAAAAAAACUCCGAACCUUCUUGGGCAUGGCAGGGUGGUGCCGGCUGUGAGUUUAUAAUUAUGGACUGCUCGUCAAACCCCUCUAUGCUCUUAUUGCCUGUGGAAACAGAGAUCUCCAGUGGACGAAAGAAGCCACACGGGCCUUUCACCAGCUAAAAGUUGCCCUCAUGUCAGCUCCAGCCCUAAGACUUACAGAUCUUCCUUUCACAGUGGAAAUCAAGGGGAAGCAGUGCACCACGAUUGCCUGGAGACCAUUGAAGCUACCUACUCCAGCCGCCCAGACUUAAAGGACACUCCUUUGGACGAUGCAGAGACCUGGUUCACUGAUGGGAGUAGCUACGUUGCCAAUGGAAAGCGACAUGCUGGGUAUGCAGUAACCACCUGCAGAGAGGUAAUAGAAUCCGGACCCUUACCAACAGGCACCUCUGCACAGAAGGCUGAGAUAAUUGCCCUGACCCUUGCCUUAGAAAUGGCAAAAGGAAAGAAGAUGAACAUCUACACAGACUCGAAGUGUGCAUUCGGAGUCGUGCAUGCACAUGGAGCCAUCUGGAAAGAGAGGGGACUUCUGACCUCACAGGGAAAGAACAUCAAACAUGCACAAGAGAUAAUUCAGCUGUUGAAAACAGUUCAGCUGCCUGAAAAGGUGGCAGUUAUGCAUAUCAAAGCACACCAAGGAGUGAGUUCAGAAUUGGAAGAAGGAAAUGAGCUGGUGGAAAGAGAAGCAAAGGAAGCAGCAAAAGGUGAGGUAACUAUUCAAGGAGCCCUAAUUCCAGAUGGAGAAAUUUCCCUUGAAGGUAAGACAGAAUAUAAUAAGAGAGAUAGAAAAUUAAUUGAAGAUCAAAAAGGGACAUAUAACCAAGAAGGGUGGGCUACCAUUGAAAAAAAGCUGGUAAUCCCUUCCCAUUUAUUGUGGUCACUAGUAAGAGAAGAGCACCAGAAAGCACACUGGGGAAUAGAUGCCCUAUGCACCUUCUUGAUUGAAAGAGUAGUUGCUAGGAACUUAUACGCCACUAUUACUCAGGUGACCCGACAAUGUGAUCUUUGCCUUCAGACUAACCCCAAAAUUGCUCCCAAGCCGAAACUCAGUCAGAUUGGGAGAGGCCAUGGGCCUGGACAGCAGUGGCAAAUUGCCUUUUCAGAACUCCCAAGUAAAGGAGGGCUUUGGUAUUUAUUGGUAUUGACAGAUACAUUUUCAAGGUGGCCAGAAGCAUUCCCCAGCAGAACUAUCAAAGCUCGAGAGGUGACCAGAGUGUUAUUACAAGAAAUAAUACCACGCUUCCAAGUUCCAGCCACAAUAUCCUCAGACAGAGAAUCACAUUUCAUUUCCAAAAUAGUGCAAACACGUGGCUGGAGCUCGGAGCAGGGAGCUAGAUAGGCCAAUACAUAACAUACAGCCUAGAGAUUAUGUAUAUGUUAAGUCUCUUACAGAGAAAACUUUGGAACCACUGUAGGAGGGACCGACCGUUCCAGGUGCUUCUCACCACCUUCACUGCAAUCAAGAUCAAGGAGCAGAAUGCCUGGAUCCAUCACUCUCGAGUGAAGAAGGCCCCAGAAGCCCCCUCUUAGAGAGUGACAUCAGGAGGCAAUGAACUGAGACUAAAGCUUACACGGGCAAAAAUGAGUAUAUGGCAGUCGGGAAUGGUUCAUACUUUCACUUGCAGAAUUGUUUUGUAUAUAUUUAUAACUGAUCUUGCUAAUUUGGAAUUUGAGAAUACUACAAUGAGUAGCUAUGUUAACAUCCCUAUCAAAUGUACAUGGCAAAACAUUAAGAGACAGCUAUUUACAUAGGGGUCUGCAUUAAGUAAAAGAAUUUACUUAUUUUCUAGGAAAGGGGGGAAUGAGCAAAGUAGAAAAUUUCCAGGUUCCAGGGUAGAAAUCCAUUUUGACAUCUUUUAGUUAAGCCUUGGAAUCUUAGCUGUUUAGUCUGAGCUCAGAAAAAAAUUGCUCCAGUGAAGGGCAGAGAUAAGGCGGGGAGAGACAAGUCAACUUUGCCUAGGAAUUCUUUCUGAUAACAAAGAACUAGCGCUAAAUGUCACGGGAAGUCUGUAAAAUGAAUAUGUAUGAACCUAUUGUGAAAUUGUAUGCAUAUGUAUUUGGGGAGAAAGAUAAAAAGGGGACCUGAAGAUCCCAGAGGUACGCAUGCCUUUUAAGGAGAGUAAUCCCCGCAUGCGUCCUGCGCUGCAAUAAACAUACCAGCUUUAAAACUUUUACAAAGUUGUGGAGUUUUUGAUUUUCUCCGCAAAACAGUAGGUAGCCACAAAGGCAGUUCCCAGCACUGCGAAUUUUUCCUUAUGUAGUCCUUUUGUUGUGUUUUUGUUACGGUUUAAUAAACCUUUUUAAAUUUUCAAAGUGAGCAGUUGUCUCUCAUAGCUGUGUCGGCUUAUGGGGUAUUGUUUUAAAGAUAAGUUGUUUAAAGGUAAAAGUUUUUAUUAUUUAUGUUUAAAAUCAUCUUCAUUUCUGGGAACAGAAAUUUUCUUUUUCUUUUCCUGGAAGUACAGGAGUACUUUUUUUUUUUUCUGUUUAAACUUCUCAUGGGAUUACAGCUAUUUUAACAUCUACUUAUUUUAGUAUGGAGGCUUUUCUUCAAUAUUAAUUUGAACAC
Messenger RNA from Serinus canaria (Common canary), 2784 nucleotides. RefSeq lists its product as uncharacterized. The transcript has 2 exons. Gene Ontology annotation, biological process: DNA integration; DNA replication, removal of RNA primer. Gene Ontology annotation, molecular function: RNA-DNA hybrid ribonuclease activity; RNA stem-loop binding. The record is from RefSeq and is a predicted model, not a curated record. The coding region runs from base 652 to 1557 and encodes 301 amino acids. Lineage: Eukaryota; Metazoa; Chordata; Aves; Passeriformes; Fringillidae.